AUGAAGAACCAGAAUCUACUCUACGUGGUGAAGAGGAUCAGAGUCACCGAGGUGGACUGGCAGCAGCUGAGGAAUGGCGCUGCCCACCACACCCAGGAGUACCCCGGCCCUGAGCUGGUGGUUCGCAGGGGCCAGAUAUUCACCAUCACACUGGAGCUAAACAGAUCCCUGGACAGCGAGGAGACCUUCAUCUUCACUGUGGAGACAGGACCCCAGGCUUCUGAGGGCCUCCGCACCAAAGCUGUGUUCCAGACGUCGACAUCGGAGCUGGAGGUGGGCGAUGCCUGGACAGCAGUGAAGGAGGCUCAGGCAGAGGACACAGUGACCGUUAGCCUCGCCAGCCCUCCCAACGCCGUCAUUGGCCGCUACCUACUGAGCGCCAGGGUUUCCUCUCGUCGCAAACACAGUGACCGGAAGCUGGGCGAGUUCAUUCUCCUGUUCAACCCAUGGUGCCCAGAGGACAACGUGUUUCUGGCCUCAGAGGAGGAGAGACAGGAGUAUGUGCUCAACGACAGCGGGAUCAUCUUCCGAGGCGUGGAGAAGCACAUCCGAGCCCAAGGCUGGAACUUCGGGCAGUUCGAGGAGGACAUCCUGAACAUCUGCCUCUCCAUCCUGGACCGAAGCCCCAGUCACCAAGAUGACCCAGCCACGGACGUGUCCCACCGCCACGACCCCAUCUAUGUGACCAGGGCCAUCAGCGCCAUGGUGAACAGCAACAACGACCGCGGCGUGGUCCAGGGCCAGUGGCAGCGCAAGUACGGCGGCGGCACCAGCCCCCUGCACUGGCGCGGCAGCGUGGCCAUCCUGCAGCAGUGGUUCAAGGGCAGGUUCAAGCCAGUCAAAUACGGCCAGUGCUGGGUCUUCGCUGGAGUCAUGUGCACAGUCCUUAGGUGCUUGGGGAUCGCAACACGGGUUGUGUCCAACUUUAACUCGGCCCAUGACACGGACAGAAGCCUGAGUGUGGACAAAUACGUGGACUCCUUCGGGCGGACCCUGGAGUACCUGACAGAGGACAGCAUGUGGAAUUUCCAUGUCUGGAACGAGAGCUGGUUUGCCCGGCAGGACCUGGGCCCCUUUUACAGCGGCUGGCAGGUUCUGGACGCCACCCCGCAGGAGGAGAGCGAAGGCGUGUUCCGCUGCGGCCCCGCCUCGGUCGCCGCCAUCCGCGAGGGCGACGUGCACCUGGCCCACGACGGCCCCUUUGUGUUUUCGGAGGUCAACGCGGACUACAUCACCUGGCUCUGGAAUGAGGAUGAGAGCCGGGAGCGCGUGUACUCGGACACGAAGAAGAUCGGGAGGUGCAUCUCCACCAAGGCGGUGGGCAGCGACUCCCGCGUGGACAUCACGGGCCUCUACAAGUAUCCGGAAGGGUCCCGGAAGGAGAGGCAGGUGUACAGGAGGGCCGUGAAGAAGCUUUUCAGCGUGGAAGCCUCUGGGAGGAGGGCCCGAGUCCGCAGGGCCAGCGGCCGAGGUCUCUGGCGUGAUGACCUCCUGCAGCCCGCUGCCAAGCCCAGCAUCACCGGCAAGUUCAAGGUGCUGGAGCCCCCCAAGUUGGGCCACGAUCUGAGGCUGGCCCUGUGCCUGGCCAACCUCACCUCCCAGACCCAGCAGGUCCAAGUCAACCUGAGUGGUGCCACCAUCCUCUACACCCGCAGGCCAGUGGCAGAGAUCCUGCACGAAUCCCACAAGGUGCGGCUGGGGCCGGAAGAAGAGAGAAAGAUCCCAAUCACAAUAUCUUAUUCUCAAUAUAAGGAAGACCUGACAGAGGACAAGAAGAUCCUGUUGGCUGCUAUGUGCCUUGUCACCAAAGGAGAGAAGCUCCUGGUGGAGAAGGACAUUACUCUAGAGGAUUUCAUCACCAUCAAGGUGCUGGGCCCGGCCGUGGUUGGGAUGGCAGUGGUGGUAGAAGUGAUGGUGGUCAAUCCUCUCUUGGAGAGAGUGGAGGACUGUGUGCUGAUGGUGGAAGGAAGUGGCCUUCUCCGGGGACAGCUCAGCAUUGAUGUGCCAAGCCUGGAGCCCCAGGAAAGGGCCUCGGUCCGAUUCAACAUCACCCCCUCCAAGAGUGGCCCAAGGCAGCUGCAGGUGGACCUCGUCAGCCCCCAUUUCCCAGACAUCAAGGGCUUUGUGAUCAUCCACGUGGCCAAAGCCAAGUGAUAGGCCAUGAUGGGCUGAGAGGGAAGGAGACGGCCCCCAUUCCCCUCCUGUCCACCCCUUUGCCACUCCCAUGUGGGAACCAGAAGGCCUGGGUUCUAGUCCUGCUUCAGCUUCUGCCCCACUUUGUGAACUUGGGCAGGUCUCAUCUCUUCCCUUCCUGGGCCUCAGUUUCCCCAUCUGUAAAAUGAGAUGUUAGACUCAGUAAUCCUUAAACCUUUGGACAAUGAUGGAUGAGGUAGGGAGCCUCUACCACCUUCAUCUGUCACCCUCACGGCUGGGAGGCGGGCAGACCGACCAUCACACUAACCCUGGCCCACCUGGCUCGGCCACCUCCUGCCCCGCCAGUUCACCAUCACCUGGGCUGACCCCUGGGCUCUCCUUGCUUCUCUCUCAGCUCUUCAAUGCUCUGACCACAUCCAGACCCAGGAACCUUCUCCCGGGCUCUGAGAGAGAACCCCAAAGUAUUAGAGCUGAUACCUAAGCCUCCCUCAGCACUCCCAUACACAGAGGGAAGAGCCUUGCCCGAGGCCAGUGGGCGAGCUGGAGGAAGAGCUGGGGCCCGUGUGCCUGCCGUUUACACCGUCUGAGUUCUAUCCAAAGUCAUGUUCCGGAAAAUCAUUAGAUUUGAAGCAAUGGGCGAUCUUCCCUCAAUGAAGACAUAGCCUCAGCAUCCGCGGGGCUCCUGCUGCCUGAAAGAAGCUGAAGAUGGAGGAGGAGCCAUCAAGACUGGAUUGCAUUCAGGGAUGCAGUCCCAAAUCUGGUCUAGUUAUGGUCAUCAGGGACCUUAUACGACCAGCCCAGUGUUGAUUGACUUCUUUGCAACCAGAACAGUGUUGACUUUGCAAAACAUCCCCUGCAGCUACACUACACGCAGUCAUGUUCUCAGCAUCAAACAGGACAGAGACCUCUGGGACGAAGACCAGAGUGGAGACCACCAAGCCAUGAAGAUAACUGCAGCAGACGUGGAAAUCAGCUCAGAAGCGUUCUGGAGAGCCCCAGGCAUUAUGACUAGUCAUAUAACUUGAGCCAUCUGGACAAGAACAGACCAGGCUCAAGUGCUGUGAGCCGCCUCCUGGGUACGGACUGGAGUGGGAACAGUUGAUAUAGUGGGCCUUUGUGAGCAAGUGUUUGAUGGGUGAUCCUUGUGACCAAGGCCUCAGCGAAGGCACUUCUCUGGUGAUUCUACACAGCGUGGGGACGGCCUGGAGAACCCAGGUGACUGCAUGCAUUUAAUGAGUCAGGCCCUUCAGGACCCCCUGUCCAAACCUAGGUUUUGGAUGCUGAUCCCGUAUAAGGGGGGCAGCUGGAGGUUCAGAGCAGGCAGCCAUUUCCUCGGAGUUGACAAGCAACUUCAAGCCUGGAGGGGGCCCUGGGGGCUGAAGACAACAGGAGGCCAUCUCCCCUCUUAAUAAGAUGCUUCUUUCAGCAGGGAGACAGCACAGUCUCCCCUUGCAGUGGCCCCAGACACCUCAUUCUUCCAGCAAAUGCUAACUGCCUGUCUUCCUCCAGCUCAGCUGUCUCAGGCUGAGCUCCCCAGGAACUGACUCUGAGCUGGGGUUUCGGGUACAGGACACUUAUGAAGGAAUGACCUGGGGACCAACACCCAUGGAAGGGAGGGGGAGGAAGCAGGAGGGGGAAGAGGGAGAUAUCGAACCGUGAUACAAGUCCAGUGGCAGCCUGGGCCCACCCUGUGGGCAGCUCCAGAGCCAGAAUGGUCUGCCAGAGUGUGUGUGUGUUUGAGGAAGGGACCGUAGCUGCAGGUGAUGAGGGCCACCUGCCACAUAGCUCUGUCUCCACUUCAACCCCCUCGCUCUUGGCGCCUCUCAGCUGAGCUGAGGCAGCGCUUCCCGGGGACAAAACUCACCCCGAAGCUUCUUCCAGCCCAUGCUGAGAGCAAAGGCCACCCCACAGCCAAUGAGAGCACCCUGACUGGGGGUGGGAGAAGCGGGGACACUGAGAGAAGACAGCCCAAAGCAGAGGGUGGAUGGAAAUGCGGCUUUGGAAGCUGCAAAGAAAAAUGUGCAAGUAGAAUUACCUUUCAGUGGGUCUGGCAACACGCUAACGAUGCUGUCCCCAGAGGAAGGGCAGAACAGUAGUUCUGGAGUGAGCAGAGCCUUAGAAUUGGCUGGCUGUGGGGACCCAGAAGGAUGCCGGCAACAGGGCCCUCCCCCAGACUCAGGCCUCGCCCUGCUUCCUUUGGGUCCCCUUGGUCUCUUAAACACCACUGUGACCUUCACAGAGGCUUUUGACAUGGAGUUACCUCAGCGAUCUGGGCUUUCACGUGCCAGAGGGGCCUCUGAGCCUUUAGAAGAAGGAUUGGCAAGCUUUCACUGUCGAGGACCACAUAGUAAAUAUUUCAGGUUUGCAGGCUGUACAGUCUCUGUUCCAACUACUCAACUCAGCUUUUAUGGCAUGAAAGCUGAUAAUGGGUAAACAAAUGAGCGUGGUGUUGCAAUAAAACUUUAUUUAUAAAAACAGGCAGCUGGCCAGGUUUGGCCCACAGGCUGCGGUUUGCUGACCCUGCUGUAGAACCACGUGCUGACGCAGCUGCUUGCUCCAGGGCUGAGCUCUGAUGCCAGGCUGCCUCCCAGCCUAGGAUCAAGCCCAAAGCUGGGCUGAGGCCAAGCCCGAGCAGGCCCCACACAGAAACGCAGAUGAGUUUCCAGCUUGUGCUCAUGAGCCCAGAUAGAGUCGUUACUCAGAGCCGUGAUUGGCCAGACCAGGUCAUGACCCUGAUGCUAGAAAGAGCCCUAAACCUUGGCCUCACAGUAAGUCCUGGCUCCUACCACAGCUACAUCAUGACUCGACUCUGGCCAUCCGCUGAGCCCUGACUCCAUGCUGAGCCCUGAUGCAGCCCCAGACAGUCCUGACCUCAGACUGAGCUCCAAUCCUGAUCUCUCAUUGAGCCCUGGACCCAGACUGAGCCCUGAUCCCAAACAGAACCCUGACCGUGGACUGAGCUCUGACCCCACACUGAGCCCUGAUCCAGCCUCAUUCCGAGUCCUGACCUCAGUCAGACCCCAGUUGGGGCUCCAGGCCUUGACUUUGAACUUCUCUUCUAGAUCUGAGCUUCUCCAGUGGGGGCCACACACCCAUCUGGCCCAUUGAUGUCACUGGGUAAACACGACCUGCCUUCCUGGACCAGGGUCUGAGUUCACCUUCCUUUUCUUUUGAGGUACUUGGGCAGAAAUAUUUGAGGAGCCUGGUGGACCCCUGGAUCCUCCCAGCUCUGUCACGCUUUGAAAGUCUGCCUUCGUGGCCCAGUUCUCCAGGAACGAGUAUAAGAGCCUGGCAUCCGACCAGGGCCCUGUCCUCCACUCAGGUGCUCUCACUUCCCUUCUCAUGCGCUUGCCAAGAGUGAAAGGAGCUCUGCUGAGCGCCUGCCACCAGAACAGUAGGCGAUCUGCCACUCUUAGUACCAGGGACACUCCUUUCAGCAGGGGUGCUCCAUAUGUCAUCCGAGUUGGUCUCCUCUUGUGGCCGCCCCACACGGCUCAUUCUUCCAGCAAAUGCCAGCUGCCACAGGCUGUCCCCCAGGAAGCUGACUCUGAGAUGGAGUUUAGGGUGCAGGAUGGAGGUCGAGAAAGGCGGGGGCCAGAGGGAGGAAUCGAACCACGAUGCAGGCCCAGUGACAGUCUGGGCCCACUGCACAGGCAGCUCUAGAGCCAGAAUGGUCCAUCCAAGUCAUCUCGGGUUGGGCCAAGAUGGCUGGGACUUUCUAUGCCUGCGACUUUCUAUGCCUGCAUCUGUCACUGAUUCGCCCCAGAAGGGGCGUGACUUUGGGUGAGAUAACUACUGCUGGGGCCAUCCGUGAAGCAGCUGACAGCUGAGGGUCAUUUGCCGGCAGCACUUCCAGCAGACGGGGCGACAAGCCGUCCGUUGAAGGGAGGUCUGGAUGGUGUACCUUCACGUCCACCGCCCCGCAGCCCGUUCAAGCCAGGACAGAGCAGGGACAUUACAAGUUCCCUACACUCACCAGGCUAACCUUCCAGCUGGUGGACACAGGUAUUCAAUCACAACAUUUUAAAAGGUGUGAAAAGUAAAAUGAGAAAUAAAAGUAAACAAAUUCAUGAAUAAGUAAUUAAAGCUAGUGAUAAGUGCCUAAAAGAAAAUAUCUGCCCUCUAGGAUGCCAGAGAAAGCCAUUCAUGGUGAGGUGACUCCCCAGAGGCACUCUGUUACAAACUGCCCAAGACCGGCGCCAGGGGAAGCUGCUGGCUGCUGGGUGCUAAUGGCCACCGUGCAUUGCCGGAGCCGGUGCCGAAGAAGCCAUCUUCCCUGCAGAAGCCCCCAGGGCUGAGACCACCAGGGCGUUGGCGGGCCCUGGAAGCAGUGCCGCGCAGAGAGCACCAGAACCAGCGCAGGAAGCCCUCUCUCCUGCAGCGUCUCUCUGGCGCCCUCUACUGGCAGACCUUAACAUCGUGCCCGCUGACAAAAAAUAUUUUUAUCUAGCCACAGAGCAGGCACCAAGGGUGGAUUUGGAGCUGAGACAGAAUAAAUUGAUAACUGGCACUGUGACCCUCUUGAUCUUCUCUGAGAAAUAAAGGGUGCUCCCACCUCGGUGCCUUUGCAGUUGCUGUACCCUCUCCCUGGAGUCCUUUCUCUCCUUCCCCAGCCAUAUCUGCAUGGCUUGCUCCCUUACUUCCAACAGGUUUCUACUCAAACUGCUCUUUAUCUUUAUGAUGAAAUAGCACCACGCUCGCAGCACUUUCCAUCUCCCUCUUCCUGAUUUCCUUUCUCCACAGCGAUUGUUACCGUUUGACAUCAUUUAUUUACAUGUUUGUUAUUUAUUGUUCACCCCCUCUUCUAGAAUGUAAGCUUAGCAAGUGCAGAGCAUUCGUCCGUCUUGUUUGCUCUUGUGUACCCAGCAGAGCUGAAUGAACAGUGCCUCGGACACAGUAGAAAUUCCAUAAAUACGUAUUGAAUGAAUGAAUUGUAGCAAAUUAGGAGCGUACAGGGAGACAAGGGAAACUCCAGGCAGAGUCUCAUUACCUUGUCACGACCCCAGUUAACAUGGUGGUAAGCUUCCUUUUAGAUUUUUCCCCAGUGACGUUGUUGGUUGUUUUUUUUAAAAUAGGGCCUUAACACACACAGAGAAAUAUAUUCAUAUCAAAAGUGUGCACCUUACUGAAUUUUCACAAAAUGAACCCACCCAGGUAACCAGCACCCAGAUCAAGAAAUAGAACAUUACCAGGACUCUAGAAGCAUCUUUUGUGCCCCCUCCCAGGGUAACCAUUCUCUUCGGUUGUAGAAGCAAAGGUUAGUUUUUGUGCUUUAUUUGAAUGGAAUUACACUGUAUGUAUUUUGUGUUUGGUCUCUGGAUUCUGUCACUUGACAUUCUAUGUAGAAGGUUCAUCCAUAUUGCUGAGUGUUAUUGUGGAUCUUUCAUACUCUUUGAUGUGCAACAUUCCAGUGUGUGGAUAUACUCCAAUUUAUCCACUUUACUGUUGAUGGAUAUUUGGGUAGUUUCCAGUUUGGGCCUAUCAGGAAUAGAGUUGCUAUACACAUUCUUGUACAUGUCUUCUUGUGAACAUGUGUCAGCAUGCCUCUUGGGUAUAUAUCUAGCAGUGGAAUCUCUGGAUGAUAUGCGUAUGUUCAACUUCACCAGCCGACCUCCCCACUCCACACCCCAGGGGUAUUCUCUUUCAUUCAUGUCAGUUAGCAUCCGCUGACACGAAGCACCCAGCAUUGUGCCUUCUGGAGGUGGACAUGUUCUUUCUUUGACUCCUUGGGAAAUGCUGGACCUGGUCCAGUGGCAAGAAACAAAGACAAAUCAGCCACAGCACAGGUAAAAGUGGCCACACCCCGUAACGAUGGAUCCCACUCCUGAAGAAAAUAUUCUAAGGUCAUGUGCCGAAGAAACAACUCUGUCUUUACAAAGCUAGAAUUGAAAGCCUCAAGAAUAACAACCCUAACGCCAAUCACUUGUUGGCCACUUGCUCUGUGCUGACCUUGCUAUGUAUACUACCUCACUUAAUCUUCAGUGAGAUGAGGGCCUGUCACCCUGUAAUACGAAGGCUGACUUCUUUGCUGACAGCUGUCAGGCCCUUUCCUCCCUGUUCCCCACUGGCCCACAUCUGGGCGAGCCCAUAAGAAAGCCCCAGGGCUCCCACCCUGGGCACCUGCGGGAAGUUCAAACCACACAAGCCCUAACCCUCUUGUGGGACCCUCGCCACGGCCCUACCCCCAGUGAAAUGGGCCGUUGCCCCUCCCUGCUCUCUCAAGCCAUUUUCAGACCUGCUUGGGAGCCUGCCCUGCUCUCCCCAGAAAGCCUCAUUAUGUCAAUAAUAAAUACUUUCCUACCCUCUUGUUGCAUGUAUACACCAUCAGUCUCAGAUGUCCAAACCAAAUUUGGAGGAGGGCUCAAUCCCGCCCCCCCAUGAGGCAGCAACAAGACACAUCCCCAUUUAGAGUCGAGGAAACUAGAACUCAGAAAAGUUCUUUAUCAUUCAUUCGUUUAAGAACAGGUGUCGAGUGCACAGAGCAGUGAGAAAUAACAUGGAGGAAUCCCCUGGCCUCGUUAGCGUGGGGGAAGUAGUUCACAGAAAAAUAAAUAGAAAUUUCUUUUAAAUAUAUGAAAACACAGCGAGCGUCCCUCAUAGCUAAAUAUAUACUAAUUAAGGAGAUAUUUUAAUUUAUCAGAUUGAACAAGAUCUAACAAUGUAACGCUACGCCGUGUUGUCAAGGAUGUUAGAAACAGAACCUGCAUGUACCAUUGUUAAUGGUGCAGGAUAACACAACCAGAGGGCUAUUUGGAAUAUCUAGCAAUAUUUUCAGCGUAACCUCCUCCUCCUCAGUAACCCUACUUUUAGGAAUUUAUACACAUACACAGAGUUAUGGCCCCACAGCUAAAGAGGGACAGGGCUUGACACUUCCUUCUUUCUUUAAAUUAAGUAUAUUUUAUUUCUGUAUAGGUCUUUGUAGAUUAUUAGAACAAUACAGAAAAUGAGGAAGAAAAACUCUGCCCCACAGUCCCAGCCUUCGUGCACCAGACCGAGCCCACACACUACCACCUUCCUCCUGAAAGAGCAAUGCUGCCUCCUAGUGGAUUUGUCUUUUUUUAAGCACAUUUAUUAUUGAACUAUUUCUAAGUUUUUUAAGGUAGCUAAUUAUUUUAACUAGGUAAUGCACUCACGUGGUUCGAUAUUUUACAAGUUCUAAACAGCACACAGUGGACACUCUGCCUUCCAUUCCUGUUCCCAUUGAACUCGGUUCCUCUCCCCACAAGCAACCAAACUGGCCAAUUCCUCGUGUGUAGCCUUCCAGGGAUAUUUUAUGCAGACGCCUGAAUUCGGUAAAUGGGAGUUUCCUUCCUUCUAGCCCCUGCUUUUGAAUCAUCAAUAUUGCUCCUAAAAACUUAGAAAAUCCAAAAUAAAAUAUUUCUACACAAAAUAUUCAUUGCUGCCCGAUUGGUACUCAUGAAAAAUCAGAGAUAAUAGGAAUUCCCCAAAUGGUAAGAAUGACCACUCGCUAUAUAUACAUCCAGUCAUCAUUAUGAAGACUUGCAUAAUAACCUGGUAAAAUGUCUAUAACAAAAGUUUGGGGGGUUUGUUUUGUUUUAUUUUGUUUUGUUUUUUGCAGGGAAAGAUUCACCCUGAGCUAACAUCUAUU
This is a messenger RNA of Equus caballus (horse), 9763 nucleotides long. Lineage: Eukaryota; Metazoa; Chordata; Mammalia; Perissodactyla; Equidae. The record is from RefSeq and is a predicted model, not a curated record.